Macrosteles quadrilineatus (aster leafhopper) is the source of this 813-nucleotide messenger RNA. RefSeq names its product putative gustatory receptor 28b. The record is from RefSeq and is a predicted model, not a curated record. Gene Ontology annotation, cellular component: dendrite; neuronal cell body; membrane. Bases 1 to 813 code for a protein of 270 amino acids. NCBI's taxonomy places the organism in Eukaryota, Metazoa, Arthropoda, Insecta, Hemiptera, Cicadellidae. The transcript has a single exon. Gene Ontology annotation, biological process: sensory perception of taste.
AUGAUCUACAACUGGAAAUACUUUGACCAAUGUGAGACUAUCUGGGCAGAUGUAGGACGUCUGAUGGAUCGUCUAAACUUGACAUACACGUCAAGACAACAGAAGAUGAUUCUCUGUGGGGUCCUUGCACAGUACUUGGCUCUAGCAGUUGCCGCUUGGACUGGUAAAAUCUUCUACGUAAUUCUAUAUUGCCUAACAUUUGGUUGUUAUCUGGCACCCCAAUUAUAUCACAUAAUAUUCGUGAUCAACCUCCAGAGACUUUACAGAGCUGUUAGUGAAAGAAUCAUUGAAGUAAACUCAUCAAAAGGAGCUGUAAGCUCCCAAACAACAGCUUCACAGUUGGCUAACACAUUUCAACUGUACAUAGACCUUCACGAAGUUGUUCGAAAGAUGAAUUCAUACUUCACUUUCUUCUUGCUCUGUGUCCAGUUUGAACGCAGUUUAUACUUGUGUAGUGAAGGAUUCACGUUUCUAGUCACAGCUGGAUCCGAGCAAUUCACUUGGCCAAGACUCAUCUUCAUAGUUCUAGAGUUGACAGCUCUGUUGUCUCAUUGCGCCGUGUGUGAGGCUUGUUGUCAAGAAGCUCACAAGACAGUUGUCCUUGCCCAUCAGCUGGUCACGUGUAACUCUCCUGAUGUGAUCAUCGAGACAGUCAGUCUGUUCUCUCUAGCGACGUUCAACGCCAGAGUCAGCUUCAGUGUUGGAGGAGUCUUCUCUAUAGACAUGUCUCUAGUUACCAAGAUGCUCUCGCUUGUAAUCAGCUAUCUCAUCGUAAUGCUACAGCUCACUGACUACGAUGUGGAAUUUAAGUAG